AUGUCACAGACAUAUCGCGCUCCGGUCCAAAGCGACCAGUCCAAAAAAUAUGACGAUACUCCCGGUGCAGCCGAAAAGCAGCAUAUUGAGCGAGUUCCCGCAGAACAUGACAACCCUUUCGGAGAUGAGGAAUAUGCAGAAGUCAGAUAUCGCACUCUACACUGGUGGCAAUGCGGAAUGAUUAUGAUCGCAGAGACCAUUUCCCUUGGAAUUCUCUCUCUUCCAUCGGCAGUCGCUACGCUGGGUCUUGCUCCCGCUAUUAUUUUGAUCGUAGGAUUAGGUCUAUUGGCCACAUACACAGGCUAUACUUUGGGCCAAUUCAAGCUCCGCUACCCACAUGUACACUCGAUGGGAGAUGCUGGGGAAGUUCUUUUCGGAAGAAUCGGUCUCCCCCGAUUCGGCCGUGAAUUCCUCGGCACUGCACAGCUGCUUUUUCUCAUUUUCAUCAUGGGAAGUCAUAUCUUAACAUUUACGGUGAUGAUGAAUACACUCACAGGACACGGUACUUGUUCAAUUGUUUUUGGUGUGGUCGGCAUGAUCAUUUCAUUUAUCUUUGCCGUCCCAAGAACACUGCGCAAAGUGUCUUGGUUCUCAUUUGCGUCGUUCGCAAGUAUCAUUUCCGCCGUCCUUAUCACAAUGAUUGCUAUCUCUAUCCAACGCCCUGGGGAUGGAAAGGUUGAAGCAACCACGAAGAUCGAUGUCGCGACUGGAUUCCUCGCAGUGACAAAUAUUGUGUUCGCAUAUGCUGGCCAUGUGGCUUUCUUCGGCUUCAUCUCAGAGAUGCAAAUCCCGACAGACUAUCCCAAAACAUUAUAUUUACUCCAGGCGACAGACACGACCAUGUAUACGGUUGCCGCAAUCGUAAUCUACUAUUAUGGCGGAAAAGAUGUGAAAUCUCCCGCGCUCAGUUCUACCAGUCCGAUCACGGCCAAAAUCGCCUAUGGAAUCGCCAUCCCGACCAUUGUUAUCGCUGGUGUAAUCAAUGGCCAUGUUGCAGCUAAGUAUCUCUACGUUCGCGUCUUCCGGGGAACAGAUCAUAUGCAAAAGCGAAGCUUUCGUUCGAUUGGUUCAUGGGUCGGAAUCAGUCUCGUACUUUGGAUUAUCGCAUGGAUUAUUGCGGAAGCUAUACCUGUUUUCAACGACCUUCUCAGUCUCAUAACGGCACUUUUCGCGAGUUGGUUUACUUAUGGUCUGAGUGGCAUAUUCUGGCUCUUCCUCAAUUUCGGUCGGUAUCGCGAAAGUUGGAAGAAGAUGUUCCUAACUUGUCUCAACUUGGUGAUCGUGGCGAUUGGCGGUUGUCUCUGUGGAAUGGGCCUCUGGGUCUCUGGAAAGGCUAUUCAUGCGGAUUCUAACAAUGCUAGUUUCUCAUGCGCGGACUCUAGCUAA
Messenger RNA from Penicillium manginii, 1386 nucleotides. RefSeq names its product putative neutral amino acid permease. The coding region runs from base 1 to 1386 and encodes 461 amino acids. Gene Ontology annotation, biological process: amino acid transmembrane transport. NCBI's taxonomy places the organism in Eukaryota, Fungi, Ascomycota, Eurotiomycetes, Eurotiales, Aspergillaceae. Gene Ontology annotation, cellular component: vacuolar membrane. The record is from RefSeq and is a predicted model, not a curated record. Gene Ontology annotation, molecular function: amino acid transmembrane transporter activity. The transcript has 11 exons.